Messenger RNA from Aspergillus ibericus CBS 121593, 2540 nucleotides. RefSeq lists its product as uncharacterized. The transcript has 3 exons. Lineage: Eukaryota; Fungi; Ascomycota; Eurotiomycetes; Eurotiales; Aspergillaceae. Bases 77 to 2428 code for a protein of 783 amino acids. The record is from RefSeq and is a predicted model, not a curated record.
CUUCUCACCUGCAUUUCCUUUCCCUUUUCUCCUCCCCCUCCCCUCCCCUCCCCUCCUCUCUCCCAUCACCAUCUCCAUGCCCCUCUUCCGCCGCAAGCACAAGCCGUCUGCUGCCGCAUCUGCAUUCCGAUCUGUCGAGCACCUGCCAGCGGCCACCCCUGGCGUCUACCCCAACGACCCGGACGAUCUCGACCGUCGUUUCUCCGUCUCCACCUCCCGCGAGCCUCUGCCUCCGGUGCCUGUCACCAAUACUCCAACAGCCCCUCCAUCCAAUACCACCAUUACCUCGACGCCGACCGCGACACCUCUGUUCAACCACAACAAUAGCAGCAGCAAUAAUCUCCCCCAGGCGCACCAUCCUGCUCAUUACCCUCUGCGCCGCUCCAAGAGCCAGCGGCAUACCAGCAGCCCUCGAGGCAACAACAGCGACGACUCUCCGUCGUGGCCUCUACCAGACGAGCCACUGCAGCCCGUGGAGCCCGAACCUCGCAAGUCCCGUCGCAGUCUAUUCUCCCUCCACUCGUCGGCCAACGCUCGCGACCAAUCCAUUCUCCCGCGCAGCCGAUCGGUGAAGAAGAUCACCGGUCGACCAAACUCAAAACAACAGCGACCGUUGUCGAUAGACACCACGUCGGAACAUCGCCCGACCACGGCCUGGUCGAGGGAGCAUGAAUUAGACGCCCCGUGGCCCAAGGUUCCUCAGCCGCCCCGUCAACCCCCACCGCAACAACAGCAGCAGCAGCAGCCGCUGCCGCCCCAGCUUCAGCCGGGAGCACAGCCUCCGCCCCAGUCCCAAGCUCAGACGCCGACUCGGAGUGCAGCAGACGCUCCGUUUCAGCCCCAGCCGCGGACCCAACCUCCACCCCAACCACAGCCGCAGCCGCCGCCGUCACGGUCUGAAGACCGAUCACCGAUGCCGCCGAGCACAGGACCAGCUCUCGACACCCGAGCUCCUCGUUCACCGCAUCCUUCCAUCCAACGAGCCAACACUGACAGCGGUCUGCUCGACCUGGUUCCCCGUCCCUCACCGGUGGAGCCGUCCCGACCGCCCGCCGACCUGGCCCCAACACAGCCUCAAUUGGACCCCACGGUCGGUGCUCGACCCUCUUCCCGCCAAUCCAUCGGGCCUCCAUCACCAUUGCGCCCACUCCCUGUUCAUCCUGACACCGUGGCGAGUGGCAUGUCCGAACGUCCAUCUGCGCCCGCGGGUCAGUCUCCGGCCCAGGGGCAUGGCCCUUAUCCGGAAGCUGGCUUCCGGAACCCUGGACCGUCUGCUCCGGAGCCAGGGCGGAACACGCCGAUUUCCCGUGACGGACGACGUGAGCCUCGCGAGGAAGCGAGCGAGAUUGAUGUGCGGGCAUUAGUUCAGAAGCAUGACGAACUUCAGGCCAAAUACUCCAAGGUCAAGCGAUACUACUUUGAAAAGGAAGCGCAGGUGCAACAUCUGCAGAAUACUGUAGCCCACCAGCGUAUGGCAGUGUCCCGCACGGUGUUGGACGAUAACGAGUAUGCCAACCGAUUCGGUCGCCUGGACGGGGCCAUCAAGGACCUGGCCUUUGCUGUUCGCAAGGAUUGGGCGACCCUGCCGUCGUGGCUCAAUGGGUAUGUCAAUGACGACGCGCAUACCACCGGCACCAAGGAGAUGACGGCGAUCGGCCGGGCCGUGAUGAGCCGGUGGUUGGUGGAGGAGCUGUUCGAGCGGUACUUUCACCCGGCGCUGGAGCCCACGUUCAGCCGCCAGCUCAAGAGCAUUGAGAUGAAUUUGCGCCGGCAGCAGGUCAAGACAUGCACGGAGGAAGACAAAGAGAACGAGAUCGCACGGAUCUCCAACUGGCGUCGUACAACGCUGGAUGGGCUCACGAACCUCCAGGGCCCGCAGGCGGACGAGUACCGGGCGAAGCUCAUUGACCAGCUGAUCAGCAGCCUGGUGGCCACACUGGUGGCGCACCUGCACGAGCCUCCGCCGCCGGGGCUGGACAACGGCGCGCGGAUGAUUGUGGAGAACGCGGUGGGCAUUGCCGAGAAGAUCCCACUAGAGUCGCGUGACGUGUGCGUCGAGUACAUUCCCCCGGGGACCGUAGUCCAGGAGGGGACGAUGAAGGUGGAGACGGGGCUGCCGCCGCUGACCCAUGUGCGGGCGGAAUCCAGCGGGUCCGUCGAGCUGGAGCGCGGCGAGGGAGGAACUGAGGAGACGGACGAGGGAGGUGAGUCAGGUCCGCCACCGCGGGAGCAGCGCAUGCGAUCGGUAUUUAGCUCGCUGAUGGGACGACGGCCAGGCCCGUCAGCGCCGACGGGGGAGCCGCGGGUGGUGGAAGAGCGCGAACGGGGCCCGGGACGGAUCCGGUUUGCGUCGUUUGUGACGGCGGAGGUGCGAGGACGAGGACCGAUGAAUGUACUGGUGAAGGCGCCUGUAUAUAUGGUGGAGUGAUCGUACGGCGGACUGAGCUUCCGGAGAGUGGAACAUACGAAGUAGUGAUGUAAAUUUGAUGAUCCAUGAAUAUGGGAUAUAGUAUGUUUUCAUUAAUAUUAACUAACUAUAU